UUUGUAUAUCUUCUUUUGAUCUCCUUGUCUCCAGGUGUCCUGUCCCAGGUGCAGCUGCAGGAGUCAGGCCCAGGACUGGUGAAGCCCUCGCAGACCCUCUUCCUCACCUGCACCAUCUCUGGUGACUACAUCACAACCAGUGGUUAUAGUUGGCACUGGAUCCGUUAUAGUGGUGGUACAGCUUAUAACCCAUCCUUCAACAGCCGCACCUCCAUCACCAGAGACACGUCCAAGAACCAGUUCUCCCUGCAGCUGAGCUCUGUGACAGAUGAGGACACAGGCAUGUAUUACUGUGCGAGACCGAUCAUUACGAUCUCGUAUUAUUUUCCUGAAACUUUAGAUCAGUCCAGCAGCAUCCUGUCCCUAAGUGUCCUGUCUCAGGUGCAGCUGCAGGAGUCAGUCCCAGGACUGGUGAAGCCCUCGCCGACCCUGUCCCUCACCUGCACAGUCUUUGGUGACUCCAUCACCAGUGGUUAUGAUUGGAGAUGGAUUCAUGAGCACUCAGGGAAGGGGUGUGAGUUAAUGGGAUAUAUUAGUUCUGCUGGCAGCACAAGUUAUGCCCCAUCCCUCAAGAGCCUCAUCUCCAUCAUCAGAGAUAUGUCUAAGCUGCAUUUCUCCCUGCAGCUGAGCUCUGUGACUUUCAAGGACAUGACUACAUAUUACUGUGCAAGGGACAGUGAGGGGAAGUCUGUGUGA
Molecule: messenger RNA, 696 nt
Organism: Galeopterus variegatus (Sunda flying lemur)
Lineage: Eukaryota; Metazoa; Chordata; Mammalia; Dermoptera; Cynocephalidae
Exons: 5
Biological process (GO): B cell receptor signaling pathway; defense response to bacterium; phagocytosis, engulfment
Cellular component (GO): external side of plasma membrane; blood microparticle; immunoglobulin complex, circulating
Molecular function (GO): antigen binding; immunoglobulin receptor binding
Source: RefSeq, a predicted model, not a curated record